AGCAAUUACAAAAAGCAGAAAAUACAACAAAAGAAGUUAAAGAGCAGAUACUGGAACUGAGAGAUCAACUUGUAGAAGAACAGAAAGUAUCAAAACUAAACCAGGAGGAAAUUGCCUCAUUGAAAGAAAACCUUGAAGAAGAGAAGACCAGUCAUAAAGAAACAUUAAAACAUCUUGAAACAGCCAAAAUUAACUUGGAAGAAGAAAAGAGUAAACAUGAAGUUACAAGGAGCAGUCUCACAGAGGCCAGAAAGAGUCUGUCUGAAUCUCAGCAAGCAGCGAAACAAAGCCAGAAUGAGGCUACACAGUUACGCAAUAUUCGUGUAGAUAAACUACGGCAUCAGCCGUCUACACCUUCACCAGACAUUGUGGAUAUGAGAAAUGGAAGCCGCGAUCGGCGUAGCACGCCAGAGAAACGUGCCAUCCCUCAUUGUAGAUAUUCAUUUCAUGUAGGAGACUCACCUUCAAAACUACCUAUGAGUAAGCGUCAAGCCAAUGAAUUCCUAGCUCUGAAGGAGGAAUGUUCCAGUCUUAGGAAACGAAUUCAGGCAAUUGAAGGGGAAAUGAAAAUGUCAAGGAAGGAAAACUUGCAGCUAUCAGCAGAAUAUAAUAAACUACAGGAAUCAUACCGUCAACUUGAGGCAGUGAAAGAUCAGCUAGCAGACAAAGAGUCUACAUGGAUGUCAAAUUUGACAGACUCUCAGAAAGAGACUGAGAGUACACUACAGGAGGUGAGGCUAGGAGACUCUGACUCACUCUAUUAUACCCAUCAGUUACAGGAGGCUAAAGAAGAGAUUAAGAAAUUGAAUAAGAAAUGUGAAGAAUGUGAUCAGGAAAUAACUCGUCUCAAAACUGAACUGAAGAAAAUAUCCGGUAGCUACGGACGUAUAGCAAGCAGGAGUAAAAUUCCAAGAAGAAAAUAAAGAUUUCGUUUGUGUCGUGUAUACCUCUACUGAUGUUGUUAUUUGCUAUAUUACUAGCAUUAUAUCCCUCCCUAGAGACUCUGACAGCAGCAGGAUCACAUACAUAAUGAAUACUGUAUGUUAGUACUGUAUAAUUGUCCCUCCAUUGUUUCUGUAUCAUACAACAAUCUACAUGUGAUGUAAAGAUAAAAGGGUACACAAUAAAUGUAAUUUCGUCAGCCCUUGCAGGUAUACAAACAUAUAGUUACAUAUGUAUCUACAUGUUCUGUCGUUGUAUGGCAGAGUAUAAACAUGAAUGAUCAGAUGUUGAGAUGAGAUGUCAUGUCAUGAAAUUAAAUAAAGCUUUGUGUUUUUUUCGAGUAUGAGUGUAUUAUUGUUACGCAGUGCAUAUUAUUGCAGAUUACUGCCAGUUUAAAUAUACACUAAUUUCCUUAAUAUUAAAUCUAUUCCAAUUAUCUAGUGGAAUAUUUUUGAAAUCUACAAUUCUAGAGGUAAUUGGAUUUUAAUAAGGCCAAAGUAAUGUAAAAGUAUUGAGUAUACUUUAAAAUAAGUUUAUACCACUGCUAUCAUGAUGUAAAUUACCAUAUUAUCAUUUAUACUAUUUCUACUGACUUGUGUUAAAAUUUAUAAUAAUAAAUGAUAUUUAACAACUUCUAGAACACAGGUGUACACUUGUUUAGAAAAUGGCCAUCAAUUGCAAUCAUGUGUUUAUUCAAACAUUAUUUCAUCUUAUGUACAUUACUAAUUAAUUCUCUUGUUUUUUAGUUUUAUUUAACUUUAUUCUGUGAAGAACGUUUUUGUAGUGUAUUUAACUAUAAGUGCUAGCUAUAAAUAUUUUCUACAUGAAAUAGUUUGUUUUCUUGCUUUGAGACAUUAAUCAAAACAUUUGUUUCUGCUAAAAAUCUGUUCAUGUGUUGUUUUUAUCUCUGUGCCAAAAUGAUAUAUGAUUACAUAAAAAAGUUUUCUUCACAAACUGUAUUACUGCAGUGUUAGAAGUAUACAACAUUUAAACCAUUUCUUACUAUCAACCCUGUUUUAUGUUUACAGUGUUUCCAUAUACACAUUAUUUUGUCAUCACAUAUUUGAAAAUGGCUUCAUAUAAGACAGCUUUGAUUGUAAAUUCUAUGUUAUUCUUAGUGGCUACAUGCAAACAUUGUUAUAUGAGCCGCCUCAUGACAAAACCAAUGUAAUGUGUUUGCGACCAGCAUGGAUCCAGACCAGCCUGCGCAUCUGCGCAGUCUGAUCAGGAUCCAUGCUGUUCGCUAUCAGUUUCUCUACUUGUAAUAGGGUUUUUAAGCAAACAGCAUGGAUCCUGAUCAGACUGCGCAGAUGCGCAGGCUGGUCUGGAUCCAUGCUGGUCGGAAACCCAUAAUGUUAGUUUUGUCAUGGCGCGGCUCAUAUAUUAUAUCAUAAGCUUCAUUGCAUGUAUUUAAGUUUAGCACAGAUAACACGCUGUGGUUCAUCUUUCGUUUUAUUUAUUACACAAAGCUUGGGAUAUGGAGCUACUUUUCACAUUGAAAGUAUCUGCGUCACAUAUUUGUUGUAUAGAUUUUACUAAGGGCAGUAUAUGUCUGUAUUUAUUGAUUGACCAAGCUAUUUAGUUGACCAUACAUUAUUUAUUGUCUUGCUAACUUCAGAAAACAUGCAUUCUACCAUUAGUCAGUCUUUAACCGCCUCUGUGGUCGAGGGGUUAGAGUUGAUGACUUCUAAACCAGUUACCUCUCUGGUGUGGGUUUGAUCCCCGGGAGCUGCUUUGGUAGUUUAGCGCGGUGGAAGGUAGUCUAGUACUGGUGUAACUCUCCAAAACAAUGGUUAGAAAACUACCCACUUAUUUGACUGAAAUACUGUUGGGUGUAAAAUGAAACAAACAAACAAACAAAAUCAAUAGAAAAUAUGGUGAAAUGCUAGGCUGCCACAUAAUAUGAGCUGCGUCAUGACAAAACCCACAUAGUCGAUUUGCGACCAGCAUGGAUAUAGACCAGACUGCGCCUCAGCACAGUCUGUUCAGGAUCCAUGCUGUUCGCUAUAGUUUCUCUACUUGUAAUAGGGUUUGUAAGCGAACAGCAUGGAUCUUGAUCAAUCUGCGCGGAUGCGCAGGCUGGUCUGGAUCCAUGUUGGUCGCAAACGCAUUACGUUGGUUUUGUCAUGACGCGGCCCAUAUAUUUCUUUUACUUUUGAUUGGUUAGAAAUGUGUCCAUGAGAAACUUAAGAAUUUAAUACUACUAUUUUAAGGAGUAUUUUAAGUCUAUCUUAAGUUUAUCUUCUUGUCAUUUUAUAAUGUUGUACAAGAUAUAUUUUCACAAGUGAAAUCAGGUCACAUUUUUUUAAUAAAUUUUCUGAAAUGUCGCUAUUAACCAUGGUUUUUCAACAAUAUAAUAAACUUCAUCGUAAUAUAAAAGUGAAGAAUUAACCUAUUAGCAGGUGUAAUGUACAUAUUGUGGUUAAAGUCACCAACAUUUUCUCUGUAAACACAGCUGAUUGUUGUGAUUUUAUACCUAUAUUUUUGGAUAUGUUCUUAACUCAGAGGACUGUAGUUGUUUAAUGGUAAAAGCACAUUGGAUAUUGUAAUUCAUCAUAAAGAGAUCAUGUAACAUUUCUAGCACUGUUCUAGCAUGUAUUAAAUUGGUGAAUGUGUAUGGUAUAAAAUACAAUAACUUCCAGAUAAACCAUGCUGAUAUAGAUCUAAUGUAUCAAACAAAUAUAAAGUAUAUUAAUUGAUGACUUUGAGCUGAUAAAAUUGGUGCUACUGUUUCUGACUCAGCUAAUAAGCACAGUCAUUGAUGUAUUUUUUGUCCAGUGUAGUAAAAAAUAUGAAACCAAUCGCAAUGUUGUAAUAUCCGUUACUAAAAGAAAUCUAAUUAAUCUAAUGAAUUUAAGAUAAGCUACAAAUAAAAGUGGUAGACCUCCAUAACUGAUAUCUAUGAACGAUGAUUUUCAUUUGUUAUACACCUGGCAGUUUGAUUUUUGUCAGAAAUGCGGAUUCUUUUCAUGCCUGGAAUCGAGCUUGAUCAAUGUCAUUGACUCUUACAGACUAUUUUAGGGAACUCCACUGUUGUCCAAAUGUCCAAAAACUUUAAAUUUGAAAAUCUUACAUAGAUCAACUUAGACACAUAAGACAGAUAAAAAGAAAGAUAAAAAUUAUGAUAAAGAUAUAUUGAGAAUAAAAUUGAGAAUUGAUAUUACGUGUGGUUCUAAGCUCGGUUCUAGUUUAAAGCAUUUAAAGGCUAUAUGAUUUUCUGGUGUUAUUGCGUUACAAAAGGAUUAUUCUGGAUAAGUGGAAUGAGUCAAUGGUCAGAGAUUCUUUUCACAUGUUAUUGGUACAUCAAAUAGUAUUAAAAUCUUAAUACAAUAUUUCCAGUCCCACCAUGUACAGAAGCUUCAGUGGAGUCCCUUUAAUUGUUUGACAUGUUGCUUUUGUUUUUAGGAAGAAUGUUAAAAUGAUAUAAUGCUUGUUUUUGUUACUCAGAUUUAGCUAGCCAGAAAUGUUUAACUCUAAAUGUUACAAACAAAUUUACCUGAAUGUGCUGUUGUUGUUGUUUUUUGUUAUUGUUGAUUCAAGUAUUAUAUAAAUGCAUUGAUUAUUCUUUAGAAGUGCUGAAUUAUUUCAUUUAUAUAUUAUCUUAUUGUUAGAUUCAUUUGAAUUUUUAGUCUAAAAAACAAAACAAAACAAUAAAAAAAUGAGAUAAAAAAUGAAAGCUAUGCCUUUUGUUAAUCAUGUUAAACUUUUGAAGAUGCAGUAUAAGUGAAGAUCAAUUAAUUGUAGUAUUUAUAUAUUUUUUUGAGAAUAUGAAAUUGGUGUUCUAAAUAUUUCUGUAUACAAUUCAAAUUAGAGAUAGUAUUUACUCGCACAAUGUUACCCUAAACAUUUACAAAUUCUAAUACUAUUAUCUAAGGGUAUAACAGUUUUAUCAAUGAUAUAUCAUACAAAAUUAAUGUACUACAUACAUGCAAUAUUUCUAGCCAACAAUACAGGAGUAACUGGCUUUAAAAACCAAGCAUCAUUAUCUUUAGAGUAUGCAAAAUGAUUUUGUAUUUUUCUCCUACUUUAUUAUCUCAAAAACCAUUUAUGAUAUCAGCCGAGGCUAGAAUACCAAAUAUGUAAAUGCACUAAAGCCCCUGAUGUUACAAAUAAUGACUCGGUGUUAUAAGUGAUUCAGGUCUUUAUUUCACAGCUCUUCCCUAUUAAGAUUAUUGGAUAGUUGUUUACUUUACUUACAAGAAACUGGAUAUAGGUUAUCUAAAAACUUAAUGUGAAAACAUCAACAUUAUUAUGAAUUGUUAUACUUUAAUAUAUUAAAAACACAAGCAUUUGAGAUGUAUGGAUCGUGAAAAAACUAGACCUUUAUAAAACUAUAUGUAUGUCAUUUUCAAUCGGCAAAUUUUGAAGAAGUAAAACAAAAACCUUUCCAUACAUUUAAUGAGCGCCAUAUAUUAUUACUUUGUUACAACAUUUUUGUUACCUUCAAAGUGAAAACAUUGUUGUAUAUAAAGAACUUGCAUUAGUGCUGUACAUUUUGUCCUUUUAUUUUAUGUUAAGAAUUUCAUCUUUAUGUAUAAAAUUGUCCCUUCACUUGUAAAAAGUGUAUAUAGAUCUGUUCUUUGUUGUUUACCUUUGUUUUUAAUUUAUAUGAAAACUUAGAGUAGUAAUCAUAGUUGUAAUAAGCAGUCUAACAGAGAAAAUAUUGACAAACAAUUAUUUUCUGGUUGAUUUUCUUAAUUUCUUUUUUUGUAGUCAAGCAUUUAUCACAGGAAAAUGUAUGAAAAACAUGUAUCACAUGAAACAGUAAAAAACUUAACAUCCCUUCUAGCUAUAAGAGCAUGUAUUUGUACAUUAGAUAAUCUACACCUAACUUUGUUCCAAAACAUUACAGAUUAUAUUAUAAAGAAUAAAAGAUUUAAUUUAACAUGUAUAUCAUAAUUAUUUUGUAACAUUUUUGUGCCCCAAAGUGGGGAGCAUAGAUAAACCCUUGUCCGUUCGUCAGUUCUCUUUUUUUUAUUUUAAACUUGUGUCGAAUGUAACUCAAAAAGUAUUUGACUUAGUCAUGAAACUUAUGUUGUGUUACUUGUUCCUUGAGUGUUUGAGUUAGAAUCAACCAGCUUUACAGGAAUAUUAAUGAUCAACAUCACAGUGAAGCUAUGCACCUGGGACUUUGCAUGUGGAUUUUUUUCAGUUUUGUUAGAGUUAUUGCCCUUGACUUAGUAUAAAUUUGCAAUUUUCAACUUGUUCAUGCAUAGUUCAAAAAGUAUUUGACUUGUAGGCCUGAAAGUUUACAAGAAUGUUGGUCAGCAUGUGUACUUAUGCACCUUGGGAUUUGCUUGUGGAUUUAUUCAGUAUUUGUAAAGUUCUUGAUCUUUAAUACUUAGUAAACAGAUUUUUAGUUUUCAACUUGUGGCACAUGUAGCCCAAAAUAUUUGACCUAGGGCCAUAAGAUUGACAAAACAGUUGAGUGUUGGGGCACCCGUGUCCUAUGGACACAUUUCUAGUUUUACUCUUAUUUUUGUUUUAUUCAUUUAAUAUCAUUUCCAUAUUGUUUAGAAACUGCUGAGUUAUUUUAUAAAUGGACAUUUUUUUCUGUUAGACUGCAUAAAGACCAAUAUUAAAUUCACAAUUUGUAGUUUAAAUCACACAUUCAAAUAAAUACAAAAUAAAUGAAAUAUUUCUAUGCAA
Molecule: messenger RNA, 6591 nt
Organism: Ruditapes philippinarum (Manila clam)
Lineage: Eukaryota; Metazoa; Mollusca; Bivalvia; Venerida; Veneridae
Product: tropomyosin isoforms a/b/d/f-like
Source: RefSeq, a predicted model, not a curated record